AUGGCGCCUUCAACUACCCGCCAGCAGCCAGUCUUGGCAAGCUUCCCAUUCCUCACGGUCGAAGAGUUCGACUCUGCCUGUUGUCAAUUUUGCGAUCGUGUUCAAGUGCUGGAGGACUCGCUGAAUGUCCACUUCACUCGACGGGCAGUUGGGCCGAUUCUAAGCAUAAGACGGCGCAUCGCUGACGUUAGUGUUUCCGCAUACGAUGUGCUCUGCUUGGCAGACGAAUCGAUUCGAGAAUGGCAUGUAGGAGCUUACGAAGAUGACCCCGAAGCUCUCAUCCAUAUACCUGAGUCCAGCGUCGACUUAGAUGUGAUUUAUGACGUCCAUCUUUCGCCCAUAUAUCACGUGCCCGUUCUGUAUUUCACUUUACGACCCACCGGUCAUCCCGGACAGUUGGGGAUCGACGCGGUUUACCAAUAUUUGGUACCGAAUCAGUACAGGAAGGAACUCCAAAGCGUGGGAGUCAUGGGUGGGAUUAGCUUGGGUUAUCAUCCAGAAACUGGAUCUCCAACAUUCGUUGUCCACCCGUGCAACACUGCAGAUGCUAUGAGGCAAAUCGCAGGACACCAGCGUGUCACGCCUGAGACAUACCUCAUCCUUUGGCUCGGACUGGUCGGAAAUCAUUUAGGUCUUCAACUGCCAAUGGAAUUAUUCGCGGCAGAUGAGAUGGAGCGGAUUCCGAGGUCUUGAUUCGCAUUUUCGGCUUGUAGGGAAAUUCCAAGCUGACAUGCUGGAACCUCGCUGAAUAGGACCCGGGCCUGCGUAUGCAUCGGCGAACUGAUUUGGGACCUAGUCUUCGUCGGAGGAGGCUUCCAUUGGGACAUCGCUAUCUUCGUCCAUUGGGGCAUCUUCUUCGUCGCUUUCGUCCUCACGAGGUCGUUUCACACCGUGAGCUGUCUGGUCCUCUCCAUUGAUUUCGCCAUUGGGUCUCGGCGGUAGUGUUACUGAUCCAGGAGGGCCGCUGAAGAUCGAUUUUUGUAGCUCAGUAGAUGCUGCUCCUGGCUGUCCACUGAAGACAGUAUUUGACAUGUUGUAUGUUCCGCGAAGCCUAGCGAUAACGUCUGAGGUGCCUUUGGCAUACACAAGCUUCUGUAUUGGUUUCAUUGUUAGUAACAGUCAUCGACCUUGGAGUAUAGGCUUUACCAUAUGUUUGCCAAAAAACUCGAACCCCUGGAGAGCGCGC
Messenger RNA from Aspergillus saccharolyticus JOP 1030-1, 1186 nucleotides. RefSeq names its product ATG3/ATG10 family protein. The coding region runs from base 1 to 693 and encodes 230 amino acids. The record is from RefSeq and is a predicted model, not a curated record. Gene Ontology annotation, biological process: macroautophagy; protein lipidation; protein modification by small protein conjugation. Gene Ontology annotation, molecular function: Atg12 transferase activity. Lineage: Eukaryota; Fungi; Ascomycota; Eurotiomycetes; Eurotiales; Aspergillaceae. The transcript has 4 exons. Gene Ontology annotation, cellular component: intracellular anatomical structure.